Frankliniella occidentalis (western flower thrips) is the source of this 1571-nucleotide messenger RNA. Its product is annotated as galectin-9-like. Gene Ontology annotation, molecular function: galactoside binding; carbohydrate binding. The transcript is spliced from 8 exons. The record is from RefSeq and is a predicted model, not a curated record. NCBI's taxonomy places the organism in Eukaryota, Metazoa, Arthropoda, Insecta, Thysanoptera, Thripidae. Bases 242 to 1417 code for a protein of 391 amino acids.
AACUCCCUCGAGCCUCUUUGGAUAGAUGGAUAAGGGCAUCCGCCAGAGAGACUGGGUCUGUGACCGAGUCUCUCAGUCCCUGCCAGUUGCUCGCGCUCAGCACCGUCACCAGGUCCCUUUCAGACCUUGCAGCAACUACACAUCGGUGCUCAAGAGUUCAGUCGACAGGAUAGGGUUCAUCACCGGUUGCCAAGUGCAGGAAAGUGUACCCUGACGACAUCGCUGCGGACGACUCUCCACCAUGUAUUCAAACAACAGCUUCAAUGUCCCCUUCGUGAGGCAGCUGGAGGGUGCCAUGCACCCUGGCCGGGCCAUCGCCAUCUACGGUAACAUCCCGCACCACGCCAGCAGGUUCGUCAUCAACCUGCAGUGCGGCGGCGCACCGGCCAGCGUGUCGGACAUCGCGCUGCACAUCUCGGUGCGCUUCGACCAGAACUGCGUGGUGCGCAACACGCAGCAGGGCGGCGGCUGGCAGCACGAGGAGCGCGACGGCGGCCUGCCGCUGCGCCGCGGUGGCCACUUCCAGAUGCUCAUCAUGUGCGAGGGCCACGGCUUCAAGAUUGCCUUGAACGGCCAGCACUUCCGCGAGUUCCGCCACCGGAUGCCCUUCCAGCGCGUGACGCACGUCAGCGCCGAGGGAGACGUGCACAUCAACAGCGUCUCCGGAGUGAUCGGCGCCUACGGCUCGGCCCACCAGACCCACAACCCGGCCCGGCGGCUUCACGGCGCCAAAGCCACCAAGGUCCCGACACCGAAGGCGAGCACACCCGCGUACCCGGGGACCUCUGUGACCUCCACUUCAACAAUGAGUGUUCUGAGCGCCCCCUUCCAGCUUGGUGCAAAGAAUGUUCGUUCCAAGAGAGUAGUUACCCCCUCAACUCCAGCGUUGUCCGUGCCACACGUGCAGAACAUCGGCUCCGUCUACCCCGGGCGGUGCCUCCGCGUGCGGGGCUUCAUCCCCCACAACGCCUACCGGUUCAGCGUGAACCUGGCCACGGGCCCGUCCAUGGACUACAACGACCUGGCGCUGCACGUGUCGACGCGGCCGUCGGAGGGCCUGGUGGAGCUCAACACCUGCCGGCGCGGCGGCUGGGAGAGCGGCCAGCAGCUGCGGCCCUGCCCGGUGGCUCUGGGCCAGUCCUUCGAGCUCAUGAUCCUGGUGGACGACUACUGCUACAAGAUUGCUUUUAACGGCGUGCACUUCGCCGAGUGGCCGCACCGUCACCCGUACCAGGGCGUGAACCACGUGAUCGUGGAGGGCUCCGUGCAGCUGCAGCUUGUCAGCCUGGAGGGGCAGCCCCGCGGUGGCGGCUACGCCCCGCCCCCGCCCCCUGCCCAGGUGCCCUUCUACCCCUCGCCCUACGGCAACAACGACUACCACCACCACCUGCCCAACCCGUACCACAUCAUCUACUGACCGCGUGUCGCUGACCUUCGACCCUGCGCGUCCUGAUGGAAGCUGUUUUACAUUGUGUUUAUAAGAUUAAGGUGGACUGGGGUACAUCGCCUAUCACGACAGCUGACGGCCGUGCCACAUGCUAAGUACAGAUUAUAUUUUGAAGAACACUUAA